AUGGCUUCUUGGGUUUUACGGUUAACAAGAAUUAUAGCACCACAAAGUCAUUACAAUAUUACUGGGUUAAAAUUCUGUUUCAUUCAGGGUUUAUUUGAUGAUCGUGAAUAUGAUAUUCAUAUUGCUGAAGAUUAUUCUUCAAUUGAUUCAACAGUUACAGGAACAAUGAAGAUAAGAGGUUGUUGCGCAAUUAAAGAUUUGAAUAUGAAAAAAUUUUCGUUAAUUCUGUCGCUCAGGCUUUGA
Molecule: messenger RNA, 243 nt
Organism: Acaulospora morrowiae
Lineage: Eukaryota; Fungi; Glomeromycota; Glomeromycetes; Diversisporales; Acaulosporaceae
Source: the annotation of a GenBank genome assembly